AUGGAGAGCUCAACGUCGAAGGCAGAUAUCAUCAUAAAGCCAGUGCUUCUUAAAGCUGGGAUUCCUUUAGCUUUGUCAGUGGCUGGUUUCAUCUGUGCCAAGAUUGUGGCUAAUCCAAGUGUUAAUCCGAAAGGGUCUUCAUUAGAAACUGAUGAUCAGGUGUGUUCCCUAGAGACCAAUUCUCCCAAGUUUAGAUACGAGGAUGGUUUACAUAGUUUCAGCUCUACUUGUAUGCAUUCAACGGAAUGCUUAGAGAUCCAAGAUAAUAAACGAAAAUUGGAAGAAGAGAUUUCGCGCCUGAGAAUCCGACUUGAUGAGCUUCAGAAAAGAGAAUCUGAGUUAGAGUUGCAGUUUAUACGCUACUGUGACUUGAAAGAGCAAGAAUCUGUUCUUAUGGAGGUUUCAAAUAUGUUGCUAUUGUUAGUGGCUCGUGUUGAGUUCUUGGAGAGAGAAGCUGUUGGAGUUUAA
Molecule: messenger RNA, 468 nt
Organism: Malus domestica (apple)
Lineage: Eukaryota; Viridiplantae; Streptophyta; Magnoliopsida; Rosales; Rosaceae
Source: RefSeq, a predicted model, not a curated record